AUGCCAAGCAUUGAGGAGCUGAAGAAGUUCAUUAAGACCCAUGAGGUCAAGAUUGAUGAUGCAGAGCAAGAGGUGGCCAACGAACCCAACAAAAAGAAAAAGAAGGACUUGGAAAAUGCCUUGAAGAAGCUCCAGAACGAUGAGAAGUAUGUCAAGGCCAAAGAAGAAGUAAAGGCUGCAGAAGCUCAGGCUCAGAAAGAGGCUGAACGUGCAGCACUGAGUGGCAAGGCCGCAGACAAGAAGGCCGAUGCGAAAGGCAAAAAGAAAGAGGAGACCAAAGCUGCUCCAAAGGCUGAUGCCAAAGUGGAUGAGGCCACUUUCAAAGAAAUCGAUGAAGCCUUCGCGGCUUCGGGCAAGGAUGCCGCGGAUCGCAAGGCCACCGCAGUGAGUACUUUGGAGAUGCUGGCAGCGGCCACACCCUUCGUCUUGCCCAGGUUGCCACAACUGAUCCCAUUAUUCGACAACAGCAAACUGGCGGCUCCUGCCCUCAAGGCCGCGACGGCGAUCGUGGAGCAGAUCGCUCCCGCGGGCCAUUCGGUGGCGGAUCGAGUGAUGCCACCGCUCUUGGCGGGCAUUGAGGACAAGAAAUGGAAGGUGAAAGCCGGAUGCAUUCAGGUCCUGCUGCCGGCUUUGAAGCAGAUGGAGGGCAGCACUUCUCUCCAAUUGGCCAAUUGCCUUCCAACCAUUGUCUCCAAGUUGGCCGAGGCGGCUUUGGAAGUGCGUGCCGAGAUUCGAUCCGCCACAGGUGCCGUUCUUAAGGAGAUCGGUGCCUUUGUUGGGAGCCCGGAGAUCAAGGCGCUGUCUCCGGACCUGGUGCAGGCUCUGGCGGAGCCCACGAAUCAGAAGCACACGCAGGGAGUCCUGGCCAAGAUGGGCAAUGCGACCUUCAAGUCCAUGAUCGACGAAGCCUCUCUGGCAUUGCUGUUGCCCAUCGUCAUGCGAGGGCUGAAGGACCGCGAAGCCAUGAGCAAGAAGUGGUCGGCACAGAUUUUUGGCUCCGCCGCGCUUUUGGUUCGAGAUGUCGACUUCUUAAAGCCAUACCUGAAGACCGCCCUGCCACUUCUUCAGGCGGCUCUCAACGACUCGGUGCCGGAGGUUCGCCGAGAGGCAGCGAAGGCCUACGGAAUCCUUGAGCAAGUGAUGCCUGAGUAUUCCAGGACGCACUGCCAGCCUUUCCUUUUCGGGAAGCUCCGCGCGGGCGACGCCUCGGAGCAGAUCGGUGCGGCCAUGGGCCUGGCGGAGGUCUUCGUGCGUAUGGAGAAGGCGAAGCUCACGCAGCUCAUGCCAGAGGUCCAGAAGGGUGCCAACGAGGAGAGCGUCACAGUGCGCCGUGGCUUUCUGGAGCUGAUGGAUACCAUGCCUCAGGCCAUGAAGAUGGAUUUCGUUCCCUACAUCGAACGCCUCUUCCCUGCGAUGCUCAUGGGCAUCAAUGGUGAGAAGGACCUGAGCGAUGAUCCAGCAAUGAAGGCGGCCCAGGCGUUGGUGGGCCGCUUUGGAGAUUUGUGCCCAGAUCUGCUCAUGGCGGCUUUUGAGGGCUCCUAUGCGAAAGCUUUGGGGUCCUCAGGUGACUGGAAGAAGAUGCAGAUCGUCCGCGAGAAAUCGAUGCAGCUCUUGUUGAAGACUGCUGAGAAGAUCCUGGAGCACAAGAAGUUUGGGCAGGACUUGCUGACCUGCGACGAAUGCUCCAACAAGGCCACCCGCUUGCGUGUGCUGAUCCUCUCUUUCGUGGCUCGCAGCGACCCCGACGCUGCUGUGAAGCGUGUGGCCAGCAACGUCUGGAAGACCUCCGGCGGAUCCCCGAAGAUGCAGAAGACGAUCAUCAAGGAGUUGUCUGAGAGCAUCCUGAAGUGGCGCGCAGGCUCCAUGGGCGCGGGUCUUCAAAAGGUGGCCAAGGAUGCCCUGGCGGAGCUGGUGAAGGCGGGCGAUUUGGAGGAGCCCAGUGAAGAUGCAGAGGCCGUGACCGGCGACUUCGCCUUCGAGGUGGCCCAGUCGAACAGUGCAGAGGCCGCACGCAUUGCCGCAGGUCAGGGCUCCGAUAGCCCAGCUGAUGAGGCCGACAUCAAGGAGGACUGCCAAAUGGUGAAGAAGGUUGAGAACUUCUGGAACAAGCAAGCGCUGUUUGGAAGUCUCCCAGGCGACUUGAAGAGCCAUGCCUUGUCGGUCUCGGAGAGCGUGAUUCGUGAGGGUCACAAGAAGAAACUCCCAGGGCCCAAGGUCGUUGAGGAGCUGCAGCUGGCCUUGCAGAUGAUUUGCCAAUGCUGCAAGGAGCAGGUGGAGGAGUUUUGCAAGUCUUUGCCUGAUAAUGUGGAGGCGCUGUGCCGUGAAGUCUUGGGUGAGGAUUUCGAAGGUCAACACCAUGAGGGCUACGAUGCGGGCACCCUGCUGAGAGUGGAGAACAUGUUGCUGAUGUAUGGUGCCGGCAAGCUCUUGCUGAAGGACACCAUGCUGGAGAUGAAGGCGAACCGCCGCUAUGGGGUGGUGGGCCACAACGGUGCCGGUAAGACCACCCUGAUGAAGGAGAUCGUGGCAGGGCGCAUCGUGGGCAUGCCCACGCACCUUCGCUGCGUGCACGUGGACGAUUCCAAGCUAGGUGAGAUGAGCAAGAGCAGCUUGAACGCCCUGGAAUAUGUGCAAAAGAAGGCCAUGGAGAUUGGCGUCACGGAUGCCUCGGCCGAGAACUUGCGGACUGUGGGCUUUCCCGAGAAGAUGUUCGAGGUGCCGGUGGCCGAGCUGUCCACUGGCUGGCGCAUGCGCUUGACCUUGGCCGUGUCUAUGCUGAAACAUGCAGACAUUGUCCUUUUGGAUGAGCCUACGAACCACUUGGACCAGGAGUCUGUGGAUUGGUUGGGUGACUACUUGUUGCAGUUGACCAGGUCCUCUGUCAUGGUCAUCUCCCACGAGCCGAAGUUCUUGAACAAGAUUUGCACUGACAUCAUCUCUUACAAGGACAGGCAGCUGGUCUACACCGAAGGAAACUUCGACGCUUUCGUGAUGGCCAAGGGUAUCAAGGCGGAUGACAUCGAGGCACUCUUGUCCGGAAACUUGAAGCUUGAUGAGGAGGAGGGCGAGGAAGGUGCGGAGGAAGCCGCCAAGGCGGCGGUUCAAGCGCCCAUCACUGGGCCUCCCAAGAUCAGCUUCCCAAUUCCCGGCUCCGUCGAGGGCGUGAAGUCCAGCUCAAAGGCGGUCAUCGAGUUCAAGAACCUCUCCUUCCGCUAUGGCAAGGACAAGGACUACCUCAUCACCGAUGUCGCUGGAAAGCUUUCCUUGGGCUCUCGUGUGGCGAUUUGCGGACGAAACGGCUGUGGAAAGUCCACGUUGAUGACCCUCAUCUGUUCAGAGAUGAACCCCUCUGAGAACAAGGACGGAAAGCUGGGCGAGGUGACCCGGCAUUGCAACCUGCGUGUGGCAUACAUGAAGCAGGACCACUUGAAGACGCUCGGCCCUUACUUCGACACCUCUCCCUUGAACUACAUCACCCAGCGCUUCAAGAACGGUUACGAUGAGGCCAGAUCUCUGACUGGAUCCCACCCGGAAAACAUACAUGGCGAAAAAUGCAGCUCGAAUGACUCGGCAAAUCCCCCAAGUGCACGCCCCCGUCUCCCACACGGGCUUUCUCCUCGAGGGUGCCCGUCCGGCGCCGCCACCCGUCCGCGCCGUCCCGAACGAGGCCUCGACAAGGUGGUCAUCGCCUGCGACGAGCGGAUCGCAGCCAAAGCGGCGGGCUUGGACCAGCGGCCGCUCACCCGCCGAGAGAUCACAAAGCAUUGCGAAGCCUUUGGAAUUGAUGAGGAGAUGUGCUGCAACCAGCAGAUCCGCGGCUUCUCUGCGGGUCAGAAGGUGAGACUCUCUUUGGCCGCUAUGUUCUGGACAAAGCCUCAUUUCAUCGCGGUUGACGAGCCCACCAACUACUUGGAUGUGGAGACUGUUGAGGCCUUAGCCAAGGCUCUGAACAACUUCCGGGGAGGCAUCCUGAUGAUUGAGCCCAAGAUGGAUUUCGUUGAGAAGGUUUGCAACGAAACUUGGACUAUGGAAGAUGGAAAGAUCACAGUGCAGAAGUUGGACAACGGCCUGAAACGUGUGGCCUAA
Durusdinium trenchii is the source of this 4086-nucleotide messenger RNA. The record is from the annotation of a GenBank genome assembly. Lineage: Eukaryota; Dinophyceae; Suessiales; Symbiodiniaceae.